Messenger RNA from Aureobasidium musti, 1944 nucleotides. Lineage: Eukaryota; Fungi; Ascomycota; Dothideomycetes; Dothideales; Saccotheciaceae. The record is from the annotation of a GenBank genome assembly.
AUGACUCGCUACUGGCUUACACAACUCAACUUGCAUCAAUCUGCUGAGAACAUCACCUCCCCAGUGCCAUAUGCUGUUCUCAAGAAAUUUGAUGACCUCGGCAUAUCUACACCACCUAUUGCUUCCUCUCUAGCCUUGUCCUUAGCAAUUCACCUCCAGUUGGCUGCUUCGAAGGGUUUGGAUGUCUUGGAUCAUCCUACAACAAAGAUUGUCCUUACUCAGUUGUUUAAGACCUGGCCGUUGUGUAUCUACCCGAACAAGCGCCAUGCAACAAACUAUCAUCGCUUUCUGUCUUUGCUCAGAGCCCCAACUGAUAAACCGGCAGACAUCAGUCUAUCACUCUUGCUCACACAAGAUAUUAUGUGCCGAGUUACGUCUUUUCCAGAAGACCUCGAGGAAUAUCGAUCACUGCUUCAGGCACUCGGCGGCGCGUGUUCAAAGGCACAGUUGAACCAAGCCGCUGUACGUCAUAUCGAGAUGAAGCUCAAAAACCAAACUCGUGAUGAUGCUUUAGCAUCAGCCGAACUUAGCCAAAGACUUUGUAGACUUCACACGGCCUCUGUACUCGAAACUCCCUCGCACACAGACUCUACGUCCAUCGAGAACGCAACAGCAGCCCCCGAGUCUUUCGAGCAAAAAGCCAAAUUAUUCACCUCCAGCGUCAGUGCCGCUGCCAGCAGGCAGAAUCUCGACAGUCUGGAACGACUUUGGGAUCAGGCACAAGAGAUAUUCACAGACGAAUCGUCACGAACGCCGGAACGUGCACCUCAGUCUGGGCUGCAGGUCUGGAACAGCAUGCUCCAGUCAGGUUUCGAACCGACUAUUCGUACUUGGAACAUUAUGAUGAAGAAUUGCCACAUUUCCCGAGACAUUAAUAUCAUGGAAUCCAUGUGGCAAUCCAUGAGAAAUUCUGGUAUCCAACCUGACGUGGUUUCAUGGAGCACCAGAAUAUAUGGCCAUUUCCGGAUCGGCGAACCUCGUGAUGGCAUGUCUGCGCUGGAAGAAAUGGGAAGGGACUGGAUCAACGCCCAAAACAGACGACGGUCAAAAUCUGCCAGCCUUGAGGACACCUCAGAGGCGGGUCAUAUUCCUAGCGUUCUAGCAUGGAGCCGGCGCUUCAAUAUUGAGCCAGACGUAGCCACUUACAAUGCGUUGCUUGCCAUCUCGCUUGGUGGAGGACAGGCAACAGAUGCGGCAAACAUACUACAGCGUAUGGCAGCGUCUGACAUCCAACCUAAUUCCGCGACCUUUACUAUCCUGGUUGACUCAAUGCUGUCGACAACGCUCGAUGACAUGACGCAAGACGAGCAGAAGGACAAAAUUAUAGACCUCAUUUCUUCGUUCGAAGGGUGUGGCAUGAAGGUCGAUGUUCAGGGAUAUGCUCUGAUCAUCGAUCGUAUGCUCAAGGACCAUAACAACCUGAAGGCGGCUAGAAGUGUACUGGCGCACAUGACUGCUCGCAAGGUAGCAUGUACACCUCACAUAUACACAAUUCUCAUGACGCAUUACUUUGACGCCAAUCCGCCCGAGCUUCUUGCUGCGGACGCACUUUGGAACGACAUACAGAGUUCGAGACAGGAAGUAACAAUGGACGUCAUCUUCUACGACAGAAUGGUAGAAGGAUUUGCAAGACAUGGCGAUGUCGGCAGGACGAUGGCCUUCUUAAAUCGCAUGAGCAAGGAGGGCAAGCGGCCUGGUUGGCUAGCCAUGAUUGCUGUAGUACAGUGUCUUGCGCGCAGCCAUGAAUGGGACAGAGUCGCACAGAUAGUCAUGGACUGUCACAAGCAAGAGGGACUCCUUAGCGUGGGUCUGCGAGGUAAGAAGGGACAGAAAGACUUCUGGGAGUACGUGGGAAGAUUGGCGGACAACGAGCUUUAUGGUAGCGAGCAUGGCAGGGAUGUCUUUGCGAUUGUCGAAGCGCAGAGAGCGGCUCUUGGAAUGUGA